Messenger RNA from Prunus armeniaca (apricot), 510 nucleotides. NCBI's taxonomy places the organism in Eukaryota, Viridiplantae, Streptophyta, Magnoliopsida, Rosales, Rosaceae. The record is from the annotation of a GenBank genome assembly.
AUGGAGUUGGCCAGACCUCAAGCUGUUAUGGCCACUGGUCAGAAAUGUUCGGACUUGAAGAUGGAGUUGAGUAAAGCAGAAAGGCGUAUUUUAAAGGAGAUGGUUCUCACUAACCUUAUUGGUGAUAGUACAACAUUGUGUGUGCGAUUCAAGAGUAGGGUGCUGGCUCAUCUGUACAGCCUUCCUAAAGCAAAGUACGUACCAGUCUGUACGGAUGGAGAUUCUUUUACAUUUUCUAACAAGUCAUGUAAUUCACAGUCUCAGCCAAUUCCAAAGGCUGCAGCAGAAGUCAAUCCUGAAUCUGGUGGAUCAAAGGGUGUGUUGGCCAAGCUAGCCAUUGACAAGCUGAAGGACUCUAAAGAGAGUGAUGAAAGUAUGCCUAUUGAGGGAGAGGCAAUAGAAGAUUUCAGUAUCAAAUCCAAGUCUGAACGCAAAAUGGAAUCUAGUGGCAAUAAAAGCUGGGACAGGGACAGGGAGAGAGGUAAGGAGACAGAGACAGGGAUAGAAUGA